AAAUGAGAUUGAGAUGGCCAUGCUGCGCGCGAAAAGUGACUCUUCCGCAAACCGAAGAGACGUGAACAAGAGUGCCUCCAUCGGCUCCGCGCCCUCUGCAUACAAUGAGGAGAAGCCAGGCGUGUCAGCGACACCAUCCCGUGGUACGAUGAGAAACUUCAUCAGAGUAGAUAGUGUCAACAUGACAAAAACCCCUGCUAGCGCUAGCUCUUCAACUUUGGCGGCUGCUGCAAGUCACUACAGUCCGCCGUAUGUUUCGUACAAUUACUAUCCACACCCUGCGGAGUUCGAUUUUCACAUGUACAUGCUGAUGCUUGGGGCGAAAAACCAACUUUAUGCCGACAAGCUUAUUCACCUUGUAUCUUUUUACAUUGGUAGUUUCAUGAUCUCUACCUUAAUACCAUCGCUUUGGAUCAUGUUGUCCUUGCUUGUUCCUUUUGUGUCACGAACAAUAACUACCUCGUCUAACCCCUACAAAUGCUGAAUAAAACCUUUGUGCAACGGUGUUUACACGUUGUGGGAACUCGAGUACGAAGACUAUGGGAGUACUUGGUGGAUGAGGACGGACGGCGUGCCAAGAUUUUACAGGAGGAACAACAGAAGGUUGAGGAAUUGGAACAACAGGCAGACGAGCUUUGGCAAAAAUUCGGUAUUCCUCUACAUUUUCUAACCCUCGCAUACGAAGAUGACGAUUUGGAGUCGGGCUUCAAGUUAAGAGAGCAGGGACUCCUGGUUUAUUGUUGUUCGUUGAGAAUCUUUUUAAUUUCAUAUAUUUUCGACACAGGAGGUGGGGGUGCGUUUCGGCAUGUAAAGCGCGUUGCUUAUCUUGCUGCAAUUUCAAUAUGGUAGAUUUCUGUGAUUCUGAGAUGUACCCAGUACUCAGUAGAUGAACUUCGGAGAUGUAAGUACUCUUGGGCUCUUUUCCAGCAGUAGAAGUCUAAUCCUGCUUGACCACGUACGGCGAAGUAAACGCUUUGUUCGUUACACAAGUUUCCUCAUACCGCUGGUGCUUGUCUGCCUGAGCCGUGGGCGUGCGGACCACCACAGACCUCUUGUUGCUACAACACCGAUUUUGUCAGUAACCCCAGUUCUGUUUUUCUUGCAUUGGGGCAUCAUCACGUUCACAAACGAAGUUCAUUCGCACUUUCACGGUGUGCUUUUCCUGUGCUCCAUCAUCUCGAUGUUGAGUUUCAUCUACCUCGUGGCCUUUGUGCAGCCGACGAGCUUACCCAACUACGAUCGCGAUAGAGACCAGUGGCAAAACUUCCUCGGGGAAUUGUUUCCUCUGAAUACGGAGUCGCAGAUAGUGGCUUUUGUGGUUUUGAACGCAACGACGUUCCGGCUGCCCUUCGUGCUGCUGAUGUGGUCCACAGUGUUGUUCAUCGGAUUGCUCUACGCGGCCUACGUGACUGCGCUCGGAACGUAUGCGGCGAGCGAUCUCGGAGGAUGGAUGGAAAUGUGCCAUUGCACGAACCACGGCAUCGAGUUGACUACUCGGGAAAAAUACAGCGCUGAUUACGCAGAGGAGUCAACCGCUUCAAGUUUGCACUACAUCAAUGGCGUCUUGCAGGAACACUGCGAUCUGCCCACAACCAGCCGGUGCGUCCAGCAGCGCAAGCGCUACGGGAACAGCAUGUGGAUUCACUUUCUCAUCCCGGAUUUUCCCUUUGUGAUAUGUGUCGCGAUACUGAUGCUGAUUUUGGCCUACCUGCUGGAGGUAUUGCAGCGACGAGAUUACAUCCAGUCCACAAGAGUGUUUCAAGAGAUUGCGCGCAAUGAACAACUGCUGGAUAACAUCUUUCCUCGGCACAUCGUCGCCCGCAUUAUGGGGGCGCGGAGCGAAGACGGUGACCUACACCACCUGCACGACAUCAUGAAAAAUUCCAUUGUCCGUGACCCAGCUCAUCAGACUCCCACUCCUGGUGACGCAGCCCGAUUGGGGCAGAGGGUGGAUGGCAUGCGACCCCUUCUCCAACAAGGUGGAGGUAUUCGAGGCAUCCCGACGACUGGGGAACAAGGUGGAAUCCGUGGAAUUCCUCAGCAAGGCACGCAGACCCUGCCGCAAAAAAGCAUUUCGCUUUUUGCUGACUAUUACAACAGUUGCAGCAUUUUUUUCGCAGACAUUGUACGAUUCACGGAUCUGAGCUCCCGAACAACACCGGAGGAGCUGGUGAAAAGCCUCAACACCAUGUUUGGAAUCUGGGAUUCCUAUGCUACGGUACAAAACCUUAAUACAAUAUCUUUCACGCUGAUCUGAAGGUCCUUAUGACGCGAACUACAUCGUGUAGUUUAUGCAAAUCCUAGGAAGUUUGCUCGCAGCAGAGGACAAAUCCGUCGAUCGUAUCUUUUCAUGACUUUCGCGAGCCUCAUUUCCGUGUUUAUCAUCACAUCUAUCAGCGCAACGGCGUCGUGAAGAUCAAGACGAUAGGGGAUUGCUAUAUGGCUGCGGCUGGUUUGGAAGACCAAAAUCCUGAACAUGCGAAGACUCUGUGCAAGUUCGGGCUGGAAGUUCUGAAGAAAUUAGCGACUGGAAACCUAAAGAUUGGAGAUACGCGGGGAGAGCAGCACACCAUUCAAAUGCGGUUAGGAAUUCACUCUGGAUCCGCUGUCGCAGGCGUGAUUGGCCGUGUACGGUUCAGCUACGACGUGUGGGGCGAAGCUGUGCAUCUCGCAAAUCGCAUGGAGUCUGAAGGAGAGCCAGGAAAACUACAUGUUUCGAAUAUUAUGAAGAACGAGCAGGAGGAGCGCUAUUUGAAAAUUUCUGUUUCUUUGUUUGGAAUCAAACGACACGUGAGUUGCUAGACGAAACGACUCUUGUUGUUAUAUAUAAAUAUUAUAAAUCUCUUUUCCUAAGCCAGCUUUUCCUUUUUCACUCCCGCUUCGGCCCUCUACUCUUUCAUGGUAAAAACGCAUGAGCUGAUUUUCGAUGAUUUUGAAUGUGAGGAGCGGAACUUGCCUUGCUUCUCCUUUCCGACGUAUUUCGUCAAUACUCUGAAGCCUGCGGCCUUGGACAAGUGCUUUGUGAACGAUCAGGGACCGAACUUAGCCAUGAACACUCUACAAUCCGCACUCGAGUUCGCGGUGACACGUCCAAUGGACGAUGAUGAGAUGGCUAAUCCACUGGAAUACGAUUUGAAUUUAUGAUACAUUGCCGAAUAGAUUCGAAUCCUCAUGAUACAACAGUACUUCCUUUUAUUCAGCCACUUUUUGUUGUGGGUUUCAAGUUAGGCUUUUCUGCGAAGAAGUCAAUGAAAAUUCUCUAAUAUAGAAUGCCAGCAACAAGGAUGGAACAGAGAGAUUCGAUCUUUUUGCUCCAGCUCCUAGCCGAAUCGACCCAGCCACCGGACGUCGCGAGUGGACCCACCGGGAUAAAGUGGGAUUGCUGAAUUUAUGACCUGUAUUUUAAAUCGCGUUCGCGUAUCGUUCUGCGUGUCCGUGGUACUUACUUAGAUUCACAAGCGAUUAUGUCAUAAAAACGUAGAUCUUGUUUGCUGUUAUUUUGAUCCUCUUUUAUUCCAGAUAUGAUAAAUUCAAGCUGUAGUAACCUCUAAAAAUGGAUAUGAUUGCGGAUUUCGUUACAGAGUUGGCGCAAAACACGAGUGGCCAUCCUCGGGUAGACGGGCGAAAAAGCACAGGGAUGGAAACUAUCAAACCGAAACGCAAUCCAACGAGACAUGUUGGGUAAAUAUUAUGAAUUUCUACUACUAGUUUGGUGCAUGCGGGUGGAGCUACUUGAUGUUGCAGCGAAAGUCUUUCGGGUGCGGGAGCGGUCGGUAGUACGAAGUUAGAGCGAUCUGGGGAAACUCCAAAAAAAAGGAAAGAUCUUGGAAUGUUGAGAAAAAUAAUGAUGGACUUUCUUAUGUUUUGAAUACAUCUAGAGAUAAAUUUUAUGCUUAUCCCUUCAUGCAAUACAAACGUCGAUAUUGACGAGUACCCAUGUGGGGGUUCAUUCGUCAUCAUCUCGUAAUGUUGAAUCACGAAUCAUAUCACAAUGUUUUUUAGUCCAAACGAUUGCAGUUCGUUGUCUAAUUUAUGCUUUUGGCGAGACAGAGAGGCUAUGCUUAUCAUCAAUUUUGCGUAAUUAUGUGUCUACUUUCAUUCUACAUCUACUUUUAAGUUCUAACCACACAAUUGCUCUGAAGCGAGCAUAAAAAAUAAAAUCAAGUUCUACGACAAGCGAAGCAAAUAAAAAAUUACAUAAUGCUCUAGAAUUCAAAGAACCGCGAGGAGAUACAGACGAGCCAAAAAUACGACUCACGUACAGUUCCUCGCCUUCCAGGGCGAGCUGUAAUGUUCUCGCCGAAAAAAUAGAAAAAAUCCAUCGACUACAAGACGGAUCUUAUUGCUCAGGUCAGACUCACGAUUUGCAAUUGCAUGGUCAUUUUCAAGCUUAAGGAUCUGCAUCCCUGAGGUAGAUGCGACUUGGUGAUCCGAGAAUCAAUAAUAUAGAUAUGAUCUUGAUGUUCGCAGUGGAUCGUGCUAUUCACGACCAAAGAUCCAAGGCAAAGGGCACGAUAAUGACAACGAAUUGCUCAGGGCAGCUCGUAUCGGUCUAAUAAUCG
Amoebophrya sp. A25 is the source of this 4562-nucleotide messenger RNA. Lineage: Eukaryota; Dinophyceae; Syndiniales; Amoebophryaceae. The record is from the annotation of a GenBank genome assembly.